CUCUCCACACAAUCUCAUUGAUUCCCUCCUAAAAUGACGAUUCAGAAGUUGCUGAUGAUUACUUAUUCAAGAUCACCAUACAUCGAUUCGCUCUCGAUCCAUGCUUCAAAUAUGGCUAGGGUUCCAGUCCAGGUUCCAUCGAAUAUGCUCUGUUUCCAGGUAAUCAAUCAGUUCCAUCGAAUAUGCUCUGUUUCCAUAGAUUUACAGUCUCUCAUCCAGCUUUGGUCUACUCUAAUGGUUGGCCUAGAUUUUGAUUUCAUCUUAUUUCAUGGAUACCCAUGGAGGGUUAUUAAUCAACUUGGAAUUGGAGGUUUCAUGGGGAGAGGAAGUUUUUCUUAUGCAGCGAUUUGAGAGUGGUGUUCCCACAGUGCCAUUCAGAUGCUAAUGAA
This is a messenger RNA of Cynara cardunculus var. scolymus (artichoke), 389 nucleotides long. RefSeq lists its product as uncharacterized. The transcript has 3 exons. NCBI's taxonomy places the organism in Eukaryota, Viridiplantae, Streptophyta, Magnoliopsida, Asterales, Asteraceae. The record is from RefSeq and is a predicted model, not a curated record. The coding region runs from base 34 to 351 and encodes 105 amino acids.